This is a messenger RNA of Aspergillus udagawae, 480 nucleotides long. RefSeq lists its product as uncharacterized. Lineage: Eukaryota; Fungi; Ascomycota; Eurotiomycetes; Eurotiales; Aspergillaceae. The coding region runs from base 1 to 480 and encodes 159 amino acids. The record is from RefSeq and is a predicted model, not a curated record. The transcript has a single exon.
AUGGCAGACACACCCCCACAACGAAUCCUAUCAGACAACGUGUGGAAGCGCAAGCGGCCCGACACCGACUAUGAACGAUGGCAGCGGGAGCAAGACAACAGCUACCAACCGGGGGAACGACCACAAUAUGGGCCGCCAAACGAAUAUCGGACGGACGACUAUUUGUUAGAGGGAAAUGACGAGUUGCGCCAUGGGCAACACUACUAUGUAGAGGACCGGCCCACAUCGCACGGUUCUUUUGUAUCUUCAAAAGCCCCAGCAAAGCCCAUCACAAGCGAGGAUAACAUCAUAUCAACUGCCAGAAAGGCUUUACAUCUUGGCAACGAGACAUUCACGGGCAGUCUACUUUUGUUCGCCAUCUUGUUGGUAAUCCUUUUCGGUGCGUCAAGGUCAAUCAAACGAGGCCGUCGCUGUCGCACUUUCCCACGGUCGGACAACACCCAUGAACAGCCAAGACUUGACGGCAAGCCGUCAUUUUAA